CGCCCGGCUCCGGACCGGAGCCCAAGCCUCAGCCCCAGCCCAAGCGGGAGCUAGUGUCAGAACAGGUGUCGGAGCCAGUUUCUGAGCGGGUGCCAAGAUCGGAGCCUGAGUCCAAGAAGAUGUCGGAGCCCCGGCCAGGCUUCAGACAGGAGUUGGAAGUGCUGCCAGGCUUGGGGACCGGGUCAGGGACGGGGUCAGGACUCCGGCAAGAGUUAGGCUCAAGCGUGGGGGCUGGGCUCUUCACCAAGGCCCCAUCCGAGCAGGUCCUGGCGCUGGGGCCAGUAGUGGGGAGCGUGGCCUUGACCAAAGUCGAGUCAGGGUUGUUGCCGGCACCAAAGCCCUCGCGACCGGGACAAAUGAAGACUCAUCUUGGGGCUCCGGUGACAGGGAGUGGCACGACCUCCUCUGUCCCGAUGGUCUUACUACCACUGGACAGCUUCAAGGGCUGGCUUCUCAAGUGGACCAACUACCUGAAGGGCUACCAGCGCCGCUGGUUUGUGCUCAGCAAUGGCCUCCUGUCUUACUACAGAAAUCAGGGUGAAAUGGCCCACACCUGCCGUGGCACCAUCAACUUGUCCACCGCGCACUUUGACACGGAGGACUCUUGCGGUAUCGUGCUGACCAGCGGGGCCAAGACCUACCACCUCAAGGCCGGCUCGGAGGUGGAGCGGCAGCAGUGGAUCACUGCCCUGGAGCUGGCCAAGGCCAAGGCUGUCCGCAUGAUGAGCAGCCACUCAGAUGACUCUGGGGACGACGACGACACUGCCUCCCCGACCGACAGGACCGAGCUGCACGACACCGUCCGGAACCUCUCCCUGAAGCUGGACGACCUCAGCACGUGCAAUGAGCUGGUGGCCAAGCACGGCGCAGCGCUGCAGCGCUCCCUGAGCGAGCUGGACGGGCUCCGGACCCCCUACGAGAGCAGCGAGAAGCUGAAGGCGGUGAACGAGCGGGCCACCCUCUUCCGCAUCACAUCCAAUGCUAUGAUCAACGCCUGCAGGGACUUCCUGGAACUAGCAGAGACGCACAGCCGGAAAUGGCAGCGUGCCCUGCAGUAUGAGCAGGAGCAACGCAUCCACCUGGAGGAGACCAUCGAGCAGCUGGCCAAGCAGCACAACAGCCUCGAGCGCGCCUUCCGCAGCGCCCCCGGCCGGGCCGCCAACCCCAGCAAGAGCUUCAGCGAGGGAAGCCUCCUAACCACCAAAGGCGAGGACAGUGAGGAAGAUGAAGAUACCGAGUACUUUGACGCCAUGGAAGACUCCACGUCCUUCAUCACUGUGAUCACCGAGGCCAAGGAGGACAGAAAAGCUGAGGGUGGGACCACAGGCUCUGUGGACUGGACCUCAUCAGACAAUGUGCUGGAUGGCGCCUCGCUUGUCCCCAAGGGCCCCUCCAAAGUCAAGAGGCGUGUCCGCAUCCCUGACAAGCCCAACUACAGCCUUAACCUCUGGAGCAUCAUGAAGAACUGCAUCGGCCGGGAGCUCUCUAAGAUCCCCAUGCCGGUCAACUUUAAUGAGCCCCUGUCCAUGCUCCAGCGGCUGACGGAGGACCUGGAGUACCACCACCUGCUGGACAAGGCGGUGCACUGCACCAGCUCAGUGGAGCAGAUGUGCCUGGUGGCCGCCUUCUCCGUGUCCUCCUACUCCACCACCGUGCACCGCAUCGCCAAGCCCUUCAACCCGAUGCUGGGCGAGACCUUUGAGCUGGACCGUCUGGAUGACAUGGGCCUGCGCUCCCUGUGUGAGCAGGUGAGCCACCACCCGCCCUCUGCUGCCCACUAUGUGUUCUCCAAGUAUGGCUGGAGCCUCUGGCAGGAGAUCACCAUCUCCAGCAAGUUCCGGGGGAAAUACCUCUCCAUCAUGCCGCUAGGUGCCAUCCACUUAGAAUUCCAGGCCAGUGGGAAUCACUACGUGUGGAGGAAAAGCACCUCGACUGUGCAUAACAUCAUCGUGGGCAAGCUCUGGAUCGACCAGACAGGGGACAUCGAGAUUGUGAACCACAAGACCAAGGACCGGUGCCAGCUGAAGUUCCUGCCCUACAGCUACUUCUCCAAAGAGGUGGCCCGAAAGGUGACAGGAGUCGUGAGUGACAGCCAGGGCAAGGCCCACUAUGUGCUGUCAGGCUCGUGGGAUGAACAGAUGGAGUGCGCCAAGAUCGUGCAAAGCAGCCCCAGUAGCCCCAGCUCGGAUGGGAAGCAGAAGACGGUGUACCAGACACUACCAGCCAAGCUGCUGUGGAAGAAGUACCCACUGCCGGAGAACGCAGAGAACAUGUACUACUUCUCGGAGCUGGCCCUGACCCUCAACGAGCACGAGGAGGGCGUGGCGCCCACUGACAGCCGCCUGCGGCCGGACCAGCGGCUGAUGGAGAAGGGCCACUGGGACGAGGCCAACACGGAGAAGCAGCGGCUGGAGGAGAAGCAGCGCCUAAACCGGCGCCGGCGGCUGGAGGCCUGCGCGCGGGGCUGUGGCGCGGAGGAAGCAGAGAAGGAGGCCGAAGUGUACAUGCCGCUGUGGUUCGAGAAGAGGCUGGACCCGCUGACCGGGGAGACGGCCUGCAUGUACAAGGGCGGCUACUGGGAGGCUAAGGAGAAGCAGGACUGGCACAUGUGCCCCAACAUCUUCUGAGCGCCCCCUCCUGCAAAUACAGGCGCCUGCACAGCCUAGUCCACCUUUUAUUUAAUGCACUCAAUUUAGUACUCACCCGCCCUCCCACUCCACCUUUUUCUUCUCCUUUUUUUAAAUAACACAUUUUUGGGGCUCCUGCCUUGUAAGGAGGAAAUGCUGACCCGGGUUCUCUCCAGCCCCCAGGUGCCCCGGGUCUCCCACACCCCUUCACUAUAGACUCGGGCCCCAUCGGAACCACUGCUCCAGUUACCACAAUUCCAGUUUCCACAACUCAGGCAGGCUGGCCCCCGCCCUGGUCACCAGCCCCACCCAGGGAGGAACUCGUCCCUCCCAGGGAGCUGCUUUUGACUUUUUUAGAAAAAAUGAUCUCCAUUUCUUUCCAGCCAAGAUGUUUAGUAAAUAUUUUUAGUACAGCACUUAGUGGAAAACUUUCUAAGUGUGCUUUCUUGCCACAAAAGUGUCCUGGCAAGAGCCCCUUCUUUUUAAGACAUCAGGAAGCCAGACAGACCCCUCUGAGUUGGGAGCAUUUUGUAGCUCAAAUAGCAAAGCCCUUUGUAUCUGAGCUGCCCACCCUCCAGGAGCCCAGGACCCCCCAGAAAAGGGAACCAAGGGGCUGCCCUGGCCCAGGAGAGCACAAGUCAGUUGUCUCUGGAGCUACAGCCCCAGCCGCCAUGUGGAUUUGAGGGCAACAGCCCCUGCCUAGCCUUGGCCGUGCUGGGGCUGCUCCCCAGCCCCAAAAAGGCCAGGAAGGGCCAGGGGCCCAGCCUGCAGGUGCUCCUGCCCCAGAACCAUGCCCCAAAUCAGCAAUAAGAACCAAUCCUCAGCUCAGCCUGGGCUGGUGUCCUGGGCACCAGAGACUCAGCAUCCCGCCUCUGGGGUGCCCCAUCUCAGUACCCCCUGAACUCUUUAUUUGCCUGAUUUAUAUCUAUGAUAUAUAAAUAUAUAUAAAAUAGCUAUUUUGCUUAAAUUUGUAUGGUAUAUAGAAGUGCAAAAAUGAUGAAGACAGGGCACUCCUGUCUGAGUUUGGCCCCAUCAGCUGUGCCCUGCCCUCUCCUUGGACCCCCUUCCAAUGGCUUCUGCCACCUGUGGGGGGGGGGGGGACUGGGCCACUGUCCCAGCCCCUCAGGACCCACACUCCAACCUUUCCCACUUUUGUUUGGUCCUGAAAAAUCCAUCACAGGGUUUUACUUUCUACUCCAGAACUGGCUUUGUUUUUAUAAAAAAACAAAAGUGAAAACACCAAUGUGUGAAAUGCCUUAGGGUGCCCACUGGAGAGAGGGCAGGUGGGCGGGCGGCAGAGCUGUUCAAUGUUCCUCUUCUCAGCACUGUUUGUGAGUGAGCACCUUCUGACCAGUAAUAAAAAACCUUGGAUUUGGA
Vicugna pacos (alpaca) is the source of this 4004-nucleotide messenger RNA. It is a transcript of the gene OSBP2, whose product is annotated as oxysterol binding protein 2. Gene Ontology annotation, molecular function: cholesterol binding. Lineage: Eukaryota; Metazoa; Chordata; Mammalia; Artiodactyla; Camelidae. Gene Ontology annotation, cellular component: cytosol; perinuclear endoplasmic reticulum; plasma membrane. The record is from RefSeq and is a predicted model, not a curated record.